This is a messenger RNA of Achroia grisella, 3730 nucleotides long. RefSeq names its product jmjC domain-containing histone demethylation protein 1 (gene Kdm2). Gene Ontology annotation, biological process: regulation of transcription by RNA polymerase II; protein demethylation. The coding region runs from base 88 to 3147 and encodes 1019 amino acids. Lineage: Eukaryota; Metazoa; Arthropoda; Insecta; Lepidoptera; Pyralidae. The record is from RefSeq and is a predicted model, not a curated record. Gene Ontology annotation, molecular function: histone demethylase activity; zinc ion binding; DNA binding. The transcript has 21 exons.
UUGCGUUACUUUUUCUCGUGCUCUGUGUAAAAUAUUUACGUAAAAUAGUGUUAAUUUCGUGGUGCAGUGUUUCUGACUAACGUAAACAUGUCGGAAACACUGCCAAAUAACAAAAAACAAGUUGCAAGGCAGCUGAGAGAACGCAAACAACGGAAACUCUACUCUGAUGAAUGGGCUCUUGGGGAUGAUGAAGCCGAAGGUGGUCGUGGGUUCUCCCUCGCAGAUAAAUUGGAGAGUCCUAGGUUUGAGCAUGCUGGCUCUGUGAUUGAAAUGCAUGGCUCUGAAAUUACAGUGUCAUAUAUGCAAAAGAAUGGAUUCACUACUCCCCUAUUGUUUAAAGAAAAAACAGGAUUGGGACUGAGAGUCCCGACGAGCAACUUCACCGUGAACGAUGUGCGCAUGUGCGUCGGCUCGCGGCGCCUGCUCGACGUCAUGGAUGUUAAUACACAGAAGAAUAUAGAGAUGACCAUGAAGGAUUGGCAGCGUUAUUACGAUGACGCAAACAAAGAAAGGCUUCUGAAUGUAAUAUCGUUGGAGUUUUCGCAUACAAGACUCGAGAACUAUGUGCAGGCGCCUCGUAUAGUCCGACAGGUUGACUGGGUUGACACUGUGUGGCCACGGCAUCUGAAGGACCAACAGACUGAAUCUACCAAUGCUCUGGACGAUAUGAUGUACCCUAAAGUACAAAAGUAUUGUCUGAUGUCUGUCAAAGGAUGCUACACUGAUUUCCACAUUGACUUCGGUGGUACAUCUGUGUGGUACCAUAUAUUGAAAGGAGCAAAGGUGUUCUGGCUGAUUCCACCAACUGAAAAGAAUUUACAGCUGUAUGAAAAGUGGGUGUUGUCUGGUAAACAGUCGGAUGUGUUCUUUGGGGACACGGUAGAAAAGUGUAUUAGAGUCCAUUUGCAAGCUGGCUAUACAUUCUUCAUCCCGACCGGUUGGAUUCAUGCUGUUUACACGCCCAACGACUCGCUAGUUUUUGGUGGCAACUUCCUUCACCAGUUUGGCAUCGAGAAACAGUUGAAGAUAGCACAAGUCGAGGAUGUAACAAAGGUGCCGCAGAAGUUCCGGUACCCGUUCUUCACUGAGAUGCUGUGGUACGUGCUGGACCGGUACGUGAGCGCGCUGCUGGGCCGCUCGCACCUGUCGCCGGAGGGCCCGCCCGCGACCCUCGCGGCGCCCGCGGACCAUCUGCACCUCACGCAGAACGAGCUGCACGGACUUAAGGCCAUAGUGAUGUAUUUACAUCAACUGCCGGCAGCGCGUAAGUCCGUACCUGAGCUGUUGUCAGAUCCGAUUGCACUCGUACGUGAUGUGCGUACGCUGGUCGAACAGCACCGUCAUGAUAAGCAGCAUCUUGCUGUUACCGGCGUGCCUGUUCUCAAGGGGCCGGAGGAGGGCGCGGCGGGGGGCGGCGAGCGGCGGCAGUCGGGCGCGCGCGGGCCCCGCGGCGGCGGCCGCGCCGGGCCCGCCAGGCCCCGCCCGGACCACGCCAACGCCGCGCCGCGCCGCCGACGCACCAGAUGCAAGAAAUGCGAGGCGUGCCAGCGGACGGACUGUGGCGAAUGCGUGUUCUGUCACGAUAUGGUCAAGUUUGGUGGACUCGGCCGUGCCAAGCAGACCUGUGUCAUGCGACAGUGCUUACAGCCCAUGUUGCCUGUGACGGCGUCGUGUGCGGUGUGCCAUCUAGAUGGCUGGAUGCAAACGCCAGUCGCGCCGCAGGCAAAGGGUAACUCUGGACGUAAUGGGCCGUCAUCUCUACGCGAGUGCUCCGUGUGCUACAGCAUCGUGCACCCUGGCUGCGUCCCGCCCGGCGGCCAGCUCAACGAAGAUCUGCCCAACUCCUGGGAGUGCCCCACCUGCACCACCAUGGGGCUCAACCACGACUACAAGCCACGACAUUUCCGUGCGCGCCAAAAGUCUUCUGAUCUCAGACGUGUGAGUGUGGGCUCGGAUGUGAGCCAGCUCAGUCAACAUCAUAGCAGCUUACAGAACAAAUUACCGGCACCGGCGGCGGCUUUGGGCGUCAAGUCUGAAACGGGGUCAGACAAUGAGGGGAAGAAUGAGGUGCCACAUAUUAAAACUGAAGAGGAUAUAAAACGCGAAGACUCUGUUUCUGGUGGCGAAGGUGUGGAAGGCGGCGAGGGUGGCGCAUGGGAACCAGCCGCCAAGAAGCGCCGGCCUUCCGAUGAAGACGACGCACCUAAGAAGCAGGCUUUGAGGACGCAUCACGCCCUGCAGCUUACACAUCACACCUCAAAGGUGUUAAAGAAACCGUUGUAUCCCGUACGGCCGGCGCCCCCUAUGAGCGCAUUGGUAAACAACAGUGGGUCCCCGUGGCUGGACCGUGAAGCCAUGCUGCGCGUGUUCGCCAAGCUACUGCCCGCGGAGCUAGCCACCUGCGCCCUUGUAUGCAAAGCCUGGGCUGAGUACUCUAUGGAUCCGUCGCUGUGGCGUAGUAUGUCGUUCGUGCAAGUGCGAGUGUCGGCCGCGCAGCUCGCUGGAAUCGCGCGACGACAACCGCUCUCACUCGGCCUCGAGUGGUGCCAUCUUGCGCGCAGGCAGCUUGCGUGGUUACUAACCCGUCUGCCGGCGCUGCGGUCUCUUUCAUUAGCGGGUUCACCAGCGGAGGCGGCACUAGCAUUGCGGUCCUCUAGUUGCCCACCACUCACGUCACUGGAUCUAUCGUUCGCGCGGUGCUUGGACGAUGCCAAGCUACGUGGUAUCCUCGCACCGCCGGAGAACUCCCGGCCGGGUGGUGGUGCACGAACUGGUGCUGAACCUUCACGGCUAGCAGCCCUGACGGUGCUGCGGCUACCCGGCACGGAUAUCACUGACGUCGCCAUGAGAUAUGUUGUGCAGGCUCUACCGAAGCUGUGCGAACUAGACGCAUCUUCGUGUGCGCGGUUGACUGAUGCUGGCGCGGCACAGUUGGCACACCACGCUCUGCAGCGUUUGUCUCUGGCCGGCUGCCGGCUGCUCACGGAGGCUGCGCUUGAUCAUCUCGCGCGAUGCCCCAAUCUCGUCAGACUUGAUCUCCGACAUGUGCCUCUCGUCUCCACGCAAGCUGUGAUCAAAUUUGCCGCCAAGUCGAAGCACAAUCUCCAUGUAAAGGACGUGAAGUUGGUGGAGUUGAGGAAGACCUGAUCAGAAGACCAAUCUAUGUUGGCAGAUACCGCCUGAACCUGUAGUGUAGUCCUCGUGCCGCUGGUUUUGGAAUGACAGCCUCAUUUUUUAUGCUCUGCUGUGAGUUACUCAUAAACAUAUAUUAACAUCCCAAAUCAGAGGCCUAUUUAUGAAACAAUAUUCUCGACAAUUUUCAAUUGUAAAUGAUGAAAAUGGGUAGAUUUGCCAUUUCCUAUGUACCAUUUAUAAGUUGCAGAUGCAAGCUAAGUAGUUCGCAUAGUUCUCAAUUGAAACUAUUCAAUGGUAUAAAUAACUAUAACAUAAUAUACAUAACUACAAAGUUAUAUAUAUUUAUCUGUUACAAUCGAGAAUUGGUGAAGUCCUUACAUAAUUAAGCCCCUGAAUACAUUUGUUACCGUAAGAAGUGUAUAUUAGUCUACUGUUACCACGCUAUCUAUCGCUGUCUAGGAGACUUGAUAUAGCGCGUUACAUCGAACUUUUCGCCACUUGUACUGUUAAUGCCAUCAAAAUAUGAUUAGGAAUAUCACUGAUCUCGACCGGUUCAAUGACAGUUGAAAGUGAGAUUUGUAUAGUUUGCAAAGAC